AUGACCAGAACCUCCGUCUUAGCUGAUGCUCUUAAUGCCAUUAACAACGCCGAAAAGACCGGCAAGCGUCAAGUUAUGAUCAGACCUUCCUCUAAGGUCAUCAUCAAGUUCUUGUCCGUCAUGCAAAAGCAUGGUUACAUUGGUGAAUUCGAAUACAUCGAUGACCACAGAUCUGGUAAGAUCGUCGUUCAAUUGAACGGUAGAUUGAACAAGUGUGGUGUCAUCUCCCCAAGAUUCAACGUCAGAAUUAGUGACAUUGAAAAGUGGACUGCUAACUUGUUGCCAGCCAGACAGUUCGGUUUCGUCAUCUUGACUACCUCCGCUGGUAUUAUGGACCACGAGGAAGCCAGAAGAAAGCACGUCUCCGGUAAGAUUUUGGGUUUCGUUUACUAA
Molecule: messenger RNA, 393 nt
Organism: Babjeviella inositovora NRRL Y-12698
Lineage: Eukaryota; Fungi; Ascomycota; Pichiomycetes; Serinales
Product: 40S ribosomal protein uS8
Exons: 2
Coding region: 1-393 (130 amino acids)
Biological process (GO): translation
Cellular component (GO): ribosome; cytosolic small ribosomal subunit
Molecular function (GO): structural constituent of ribosome
Source: RefSeq, a predicted model, not a curated record